Cimex lectularius (bed bug) is the source of this 594-nucleotide messenger RNA. RefSeq names its product rRNA-processing protein FYV7-like. The transcript is spliced from 3 exons. The record is from RefSeq and is a predicted model, not a curated record. NCBI's taxonomy places the organism in Eukaryota, Metazoa, Arthropoda, Insecta, Hemiptera, Cimicidae. Bases 77 to 544 code for a protein of 155 amino acids.
CAUUCAGGGAGGUUAUUGUCGUGUUACUUCGUCGUUUCUAACUUCUCAGUCCGUAACUUCAAAUUGUACUAUCUGUAUGAUGACUUCCAAACUAAAAAAAACAUCUGAGGAUGAGCCGAAAAGAAAAUUCGACAAGAAAAAAUGGAGAGAAAUUAAAUACAGCAAAGCUGCGAGAGUGAAACAAUGGGAAGAGAAGAGGAGGAAAGUUAUGAAGCACAAGCUUAACAAACAGCUUAGGAAAGAAGGAUUCACACAAAAAGACCUUUCCCAAUCGUCAAAUCAGGAAAAGGGCAGAUUUAAAGAAAAUCACAAACAAAAAGUCACCCUACAACAGACCCUCGCUGAAAAGAAAAAGCAACGGGAGCAAGAAGAACAGGAUAGGCUGAAACGAAAAAAAGAGCAACAAGAAGCUUUACAACAGUAUAAAAUUAAAAAGUUGGAAAGGGUUAAAAAAUUGUCAAGGAAAACCAGGAAAGGCCAACCGCUCAUGAACCCCAGGAUAGAACUCCUUUAUAAACAACUGCAGAGUAGUAUAUCAACUUAAAAAUAAGUAUAAUGUAUUUUAAUUUGUAAAUAAAACAUUUGUAUUGUAUC